AUGUUUUUGUCUCUUUAUUAGAGUGUGUGGUUCGUCUGAUGCUGUCAGGCUGCCAUGGCUCUGGUCCAGGCACUACCUGUGAGUGACCAUCCCAACCCAGGUCUCGACCUCCAACAGUGCCGACCACUGCCAUCCCACUCCGUGCCGGAUCCCUGCUCUGGCCCCUGCGGGUCCUGCGGUUCCGACACGGCCAUGGGUUCAGUCAGCAGUCUCAUAUCGGGGCGAACGUACCAGGAGAGGCACUGCAGGGCCGCCAGCGAACUCAUCACCAAGCAGCGGCGCUCCACGCCGGCGACCAGCUGCUUCCGCCUGCAGGACAACACGCUCCGCAGCGGGAGCUCCCUGGAGCAGCUGCUGGUGAUCAGCAACCAGACACAGCCUCAGGCCCAGGUUCUGCCCCCACCCCUGCCCACCAAGAAGCAGCCCCGGCCCGGAAACUCUGCCGGGACAGGUGACGGGGGAGCCGUCGCUGCAGCAGCAGGCGGCGGCAGCGGGAACUUUGGGUACAUGAGCGACGAGGUGGUGCUCGGAGAUUGGAACGAUAACCUGGUGCUUACAGCUGCGAGUCCCUGCAGCGACUCUGAGGACCAAAAGGACAACAGGACUGCGAACGGCAACAUUGGAGGACCGCCUCCCAAACUUGUCCCAGUUUCUGGACAGUUAGAGAAGAACAUGGAGAAAGUACUGAUCCGUCCCACAGCUUUCAAACCAGUCGUUCCCAAGAACCGUCACUCGGUGCAGUACCUGUCUCCGCGGACAGGGGGCAGCAAUCUGUCUGAGAGCCAGGCCAGCCUGAACCUCCUGUUGCCCCUCGGAGCACCCAGCAGCAGCACCGGCACGAACGGUAAUGUCGGAGUCAGCAUUUCCAGCUCGGAGGGGAAGCAGAACUCGUACAGCGGAGGACGCAAUGCUCGCAGCAGCCAGUCCUGCUCUAUGUCGGACUCAGGGAGGAACUCCCUCUCCAGCCUCCCUACCCACAGCAGCACGGGCUACAGCUUGGCCCUCAGCGAGGGAUCCAGCUCUGGUUCCGGGGGCCAGGUGGAGCCCGUGCCGGGUCUGGGACGCAACACUUCAGGCGGAAACGGGAGCCACGGCCACAGCAACUCGGACAGCGGGCGUUCCUCUUCCAGCAAGAGCACGGGUUCGGGGUCAGUAAGUGGGCGCGGGCAGCCCCUGUCUGACAGCGGGUCCUGUGGCCACUCGCCCCCACCGGUGGGGGGCUACGAGGACGUGGUGAGGGAGCUGGAGGAGAAGCUGAGAGAACGAGACCAGGAGCUCCAGCAGCUCCGAGAAAAUCUGGAUGAGAACGAAGCUGCCAUUUGUCAGGUGUACGAGGAGAAGCAACGUCGCUGUGAACGAGAGAUGGAGGAGUUGAGACAGAGCUGUGCUUCGAAGAUGAAGCAGACGUCUCAGAAAGCCCAGAGAGCGCAGCAGGUGCUGCAGUUACAGGUAUUUCAGCUGCAACAGGAGAAAAAGAAGCUGCAGGAGGACUUCUCCUCUCUGCUGCAGGACAGAGAAACGCUGGAGAGAAAGUGUGCCACCAUCCAGAGGGAGCACACUCAGCUGGGGCCGUGCCUGGAGGAGACAAAGUGGGAGGUGUGUCAGAAGUCUGGAGAGAUCUCCCUCCUGAAGCAGCAGCUGAAAGAAAUCCAGUCAGAGCUCAGCCAGAAAGCGGGGGACAUUGUGGUCUUGAAGGCCCAGCUGAGAGAAGCUCGCUCCGAGCUGCAAGCCAGUCAGGCUCGAACCCAGGACGCCCAGACCGCCCUCCGGACCAGGUCCCUGGAGCUGGAAGUCUGCAAGAACGAACUCCAGAGGCGAAAGAGCGAAGCUGAGCUUCUCCGGGAGAAAAUCGGCCGUCUGGAGGAAGAGUCGGCGCGGCUCCGGGACACCCUGUCCAAUCACGCCGGGCUCUCUCUAAACGGAAGCGUGACCAAGAAGGGACACUGCAUGAGCCUCACCCUCCAACAGGGUAGAGGCGCGGGGGGGAGGGGAGGUCCGAGCCCCUCGGUGUACCGCGACGGAGACGACAAUUAUCUGGUGUGGGGCGGAGAGAGCGACGAAGCCAAGGCACAGAGGCAGAAUGCAGAAACGCUGCUCGGACUCAGACAACAGGUGGAAAGAAUGAGAGCCGAGCUCAUGUAUGAGAGAAGGAGCAGCGAGGAGCAGCUGUCACGGUUUGAGGAGGAGAGGAGGGUGUGGCACGAUGAAAAGGAAAAGGUAAUCCGUUACCAAAAGCAGCUGCAGCAGAACUACAUCCAGAUGUAUCGUCGCAACCGCGACCUGGAGCGGGUGAUGCGGGAGCUGAGCCUGGAGCUGGAGAGCAGGGACAUGGAGGACUACGAGGUCCGCAGCGGCAGCAACGACAUCCACUUUGAGGAAAUUACUGCCACUGAGAUCUGAGCAAACGGUGACGUUGGGCACGAAAUGUGGCGGACGAACCAAACAGAAAAACUGCACUGUCUUCAACACCACCCGUCACUGUUAAAGGAGACAGUAUCCAAAGGUGCACUCAGUACUUCCUAAUACAGAUAUAUUCCAAUAAAUCCUUACAAGCUGUCUCCUACAGUGUUUUAUGUUGUAUUUUUUUACCUCUACAAAGCCAGCACAAAGACUGUUUUUCUUCUCUGAAGAAAAAAAAAUGUGGAGAGAAGCGUUUAAUUCUCAGACUAUUUUCAAAUCAGGGUAUUUAAAAUCUGUAGGAACUUCAAGCAAAAAAAAAAAAAAAGAUUUUACCACAGGCAGAGCAAUCUGGUCUUCAGGCACUCGCAAGCAUCACACACUGGGCCACCAGCAUGCAUCACCAUGCAUCAAAUCGAACUGUUUAUUGGCAACACAAACAACCAUUUUCACCCAUCCCCCAACUCCAAAAAACAUCAGCAUCGUUUUACUUUACAGUGUUAUUUUUCAAACUAAGAUUUUAUUUUUCUUUUUAUAGUAAAUUGACUGUUAGCUAUCAUUUCAGAGAAAUGCAACAUUAAAUUUCUGUCCUUUUAUUCGGGAUGCAGAUGUUUCUUUACAGACUGGUUCUGAGCUCACGGGCUCUUGAUUUCUGUCCCCAAAUCCAAAACACAAUUCUGAUAAAACAUUCUGCAUUUUAAUUUACAUUUCCCAGACUUCAAACUGUCCCUCUGUUCCGAGAAGCUCGUAUUUCGCAGUAUAAGGCAGUGUAGCACGGCAGAUAUCGCCUCUUUAUGUUCUCAAAUUUUUUUCCUCCACUAUUUUUAUACCAGCAUCUCAGCAGUUGGUAUCAGGAUACUAAAAUAGGUUGUAUUUGACCUACAGAAUUACAGUCUGGAAUGUGACAUUGCGGAUUUGUUCAAAGUUUCUGUUUUCGUUUCUUCUCACCGUCGCUCUCUUUAGUUGCCCUUUAUGCAGCUGCGGGCAACUCAAAGACAAAACGACACUUUCAAAGUCUUCCCGGCCGCACCCCCUGCUGAGCUACAUUCAUAUCUUCACUCACUGCUAAAGGCUAAAGGUAGAGCUGGAGUGGCGUGGGUGUAAGUUUUGUUUUUUAGGAGGAAAAGCAGGCUCAGGUGAGAGGAGAGUUUGCAGAGGCUUCAGCUGUGUUCACAGCUUUAAAUGGGAACAUUUGAAGCUGUGGGCUGCUUCUCUUGUCCUCUGAUGAUAAAUGCAAGGCUCAGCAGGAGAGAGUUUUUAUUUUGCAAAGAGUCUAUAUUAAAAAAAUGGAAACCUAUACAAAGAAGGAGAGGUUGUAUAUUUUUAUAAAUAUAUAUAUAAAUAUAUAUGAUGCAGCACCUGAAGAUAUUUUGUUGUAAUACUGAUGUAAGUGUGGCUUAAUAUAUUUCACAGUAUUUCAGUGGACGGAUCGGUUGCAAGACAUCAGCUUUGAAAGAGUGCACCUAAUACUGUAAUGCAUGACAAGUUAAUGUUUACAUUAUAUACUCUGUGUUACAUGGACAAACUUACUAAAAGCUGAAACUGAAGGGAGGUUUUCUGCUUUUUUUAGGGCCACGGUGCCAAAUUGACUUUUCUCAGAAUUCUGACUUUAAUCGCAGGAUUUUGAUUUUAAAUUCUGAGUUUAAAGUCCGAAAUCUAAAAAAAAAUAUAUAUAUAUCACUGUGACUCUAAUCCUGUUCAAAACAGUUGUCUCUGUUUUGUUUGAUCUUUUAGUUCAUUUUCAGGGUAACCCUAUCCAACCAUGUCAUCACAAUGGGGUUUUGCUUCAGCAUUUAAUUAACAAGAUGCAUGAAACGUAUCAUUUCGAGGGGCUUGUUUAAAUCGAAAUGAGGGCAGAUAUGAGUGUUAUGUUUGCAACACUUUUGAAAUUCAGUCUGAUUCCAUGAAUGCGUUUGUUUGGGCUUCAUGUUGCAUGAUAUUACCACAUUAAUGGUGGUCUAAGAGUAUUAAAAGCCUGCACUGUUAUACAUUCUCAUGGUAAAGCUGAGCUAUUUUUAUUUUUUUAUUUGACCGUAUUCUCUCUAAUCAGACUGUUAGUCACCGCAUCUGUGCUAAACAAGCACAAGCGAUGCUCAUGACAUGAAGUCAUGUUUUUUUCAUUAGAUUUCAGCUCUAGUCAACUGUCUUCCAUGUAAACAUGUAAAACACUAAAUAGUACAACAGAGUGAGUCUUUAUUUAGACAUAAUAUCUAUUUCCAACAUAGCCACUGUGACUAGACCAAAGUAACGUAACAUUUCUUUUUUGUUUUUGUUUUUUUGUAGCAUUUUUUUGUUUGUUUUGUGAGCUUUUUAUAUUCUUUGCAUUUUCAUUCACUCAAAGUAUGUAGUUCCCCAUGUAUAUUUUUAUGUGUACAGUUCUUGUACAAAUGACAGUGUUUUUAAUUAAAAAGCAAGUUGUCACACCUUAA
Messenger RNA from Austrofundulus limnaeus, 4826 nucleotides. It is a transcript of the gene lzts2a, whose product is annotated as leucine zipper, putative tumor suppressor 2a. Gene Ontology annotation, biological process: cell division; negative regulation of canonical Wnt signaling pathway. The record is from RefSeq and is a predicted model, not a curated record. NCBI's taxonomy places the organism in Eukaryota, Metazoa, Chordata, Actinopteri, Cyprinodontiformes, Rivulidae. The transcript is spliced from 7 exons. Bases 55 to 2400 code for a protein of 781 amino acids.